This is a messenger RNA of Penicillium cataractarum, 2391 nucleotides long. Its product is annotated as putative phospholipase A2 (PlaA). Gene Ontology annotation, molecular function: A2-type glycerophospholipase activity. Gene Ontology annotation, biological process: glycerophospholipid catabolic process. The transcript has a single exon. NCBI's taxonomy places the organism in Eukaryota, Fungi, Ascomycota, Eurotiomycetes, Eurotiales, Aspergillaceae. The record is from RefSeq and is a predicted model, not a curated record. The coding region runs from base 1 to 2391 and encodes 796 amino acids. Gene Ontology annotation, cellular component: cytosol.
AUGGGCGCUGCGAGGAUCUCACGUCUGCGGUGGACAGUUCCACCUGCUGCUCUGGCUGCAUACACUGCGGGGGAGUGGAAUCGACGUCUACCCCAGAGCAAACCCUUUACUACUACAUCUGCUUGGUACGAGACCAAUUCCGAGUCGCGGACCGAAUCAUCCCCUGAGAAGGGUAGCCCCGAACACAAAGACCAAGACUCUGUAUGGUUCAAACUCGCACAAAAGCUCGAUAAUGUCAAACAUACUGUUGGAGCUGGAGCUUGGGGAGACCUGGGAGGUAACAUUACCGAGUAUAUCGUGCCCGAUUGGGCCCGAUUGCUCCCGGCUACAGCCCAGAAGCUUCAGCGGGAGCUCUCAAUGGCCCCUGGGUCACUCGCGGAUGAUAUCUGGAGGGAGUCGCAUGAUCCAGACCUCAACCCGGAGAUCUUGAGAGAGGCUCAGGUGCGAGUGAGCGGCGAUCUUUGCCACGAGGAGCUUGUAUUCAGGAAGAAGCGCCAAGAGCACGCGAGGAGAGCAUUGGCCUCAUAUUUGGAUAUUGCCGAGGAGGAGAUUCACCCAGACGAUGUCCCGGUUAUUGCCAUGUGCGGCUCUGGUGGUGGGCUACGCGCCCUGGUUGCGGGGACUGGGUCAUACCUGGCUGCCCAGGAAGCUGGGUUGUGGGAUUGUGUUACCUACACGGCUGGGGUUAGUGGCAGUUGCUGGCUACAGACGCUCUAUCAUUCUUCUCUCGCGGAUGGGAACUUUAAUCGCCUGGUCGACCACUUGAAAAACCGACUGGGUGUACAUAUUGCCUUCCCGCCGGCAGCACUCAACAUGCUGACCACAGCGCCCACCAACAAGUUCCUGCUCAGCGGUUUGGUCGAGAAGCUCAAGGCAGACCCGGGCGCCGACUUUGGCUUGGUGGAUAUCUAUGGUAUGCUGCUUGCUGCACGACUUUUAGUUCCCCGUGGAGAGCUGGGCGUGAGCGAUCGCGAUCUCAAGAUCUCCAACCAGCAGGUCAAUCUGCUGGAUGGCGCACAUCCCAUGCCUAUCUACACGGCAGUGCGCCACGAGAUUCCUAUCCUGGCUGAAGAAGCCCGAGAUGGUGCACAUAAAAAGCCAGAAGAUUUGAUGAAAGAAGCCAAACGAGAGUCUUGGUUCCAGUGGUUUGAAUUCACCCCUUACGAAUUCUUCUGUGAGGAACUCAACGCUGGCAUUCCUACUUGGGCAUUGGGACGACACUUUCACGAAGGGCGUAAUGAGACGCCUUCCGACACCUAUCCCAUCCCCGAGCUGCGGAUUCCGGGAUUGAUGGGAAUCUGGGGCAGUGCUUUUUGCGCCACUCUCUCUCACUAUUACAAAGAGAUUCGACCCUUGGUCAAAGGUCUUGCCGGGUUUGGUGGGAUUGACACACUUAUCCGGGGCAAGAAUGAGGACCUCAUCCGAGUGCAUCCCAUCGACCCUGCGGCCAUUCCUAACUAUGUUAUGGGUAUGAAAGAACAACUGCCAGCCUCUUGCCCAGAGUCUAUCUUCCAGGACAAGCACCUACGGCUUAUGGAUGCUGGAAUGAGCAACAACUUGCCUAUUUAUCCGUUGAUUCGACCCGGCCGUGACGUGGAUGUCAUUGUCGCCUUUGAUGCUUCUGCCGACAUCAAGCAAGAAAACUGGCUCUCCGUUGUAGACGGAUACGCGCGACAGCGGGGAAUUAAAGGCUGGCCCGUCGGUGCAGGCUGGCCCCGAGCGACAGAGACCCUCGCGGACACGGAAAAGGCCCUGCGCGAGCCUCAGAACAUUACAGAUGGGCAAGCCAACCAGAAGAUUGCCGAUGCCCAGAACCACAAGGAGAAUACAUCGAACAAGAAGAACAACUCUGGGAGUGUUGCCGAUUCGGACCUUGGAUAUUGCAAUGUCUGGGUCGGUACUCAAGAGGAGCGCAUCUCCAAUGACGAACCCCCACCUUCAAAGCGUCUCUUCCAUCCAGACAACAACGAAGACCACUCCGAGUCCGACUUCCACCUAAUGAGACCCGAAGCUGGUAUCGCCGUGGUCUACUUCCCUCUUAUUCCCAACCCUUCCGCCCCGAAUCUCCCUCCAACCCGCAAGACUCGGCCCCUCGCAGCUAUCCAUUCCAUUCGACAAGCUCAAAACGAGGCCGAAGACCCUGCCGACUCGAUCGCGCCCCAACCUAAUUCUAUCAAUCCUGACGUAGACGAUUUUCUGUCUACGUGGAACUUUAUCUAUACGCCCGAGCAGAUUGAUUCUGUUGUGGGAUUAGCGAAGGCAAACUUUUCUCAGGGCAAGGACCAGGUUCGUCGGGUGGUGCGUGCAGUCUAUGAGCGGAAGAAGUCUGAUCGGUUGCGUAAGGAGGAAGAGAAGGCCAGGAAACGCAUGGAGGGGUUCGUCCCGCUGUAG